CCUCCAGGAAUAUGGAUGCCUUUUAUGUCGCGUUACGUAUCGCUUUGUUAUUUUAUCUCAUCACCCCUGGAUCAUCAACUUGUCUGACCGGUUGCUCCUGCACAGAUGACAACUUGGGAAGGUCUUUACUAUGUAUGGAAACCUCCAUGGGACAAAUUCCAGAGGACAUCCCACAAGAUUUCACUAAAAUACGAAUUGAAAACUGCCACCUGACCGAGUUACCUCGAGGAUCUUUCUCUAAAGUUAGUGCCUUGGAGUUCCUCUGGUUGAAUUUUAAUGAGAUCACCCUUAUGAACAUCAAAAGCCUGGAGGGGCUGGCCAACCUGACUGAGCUCAGGCUGCAAGGGAACAAGUUGACUUCAGUAACGUGGACGGCAUUUCAGGACACUCCGAAACUGAAGAUUUUGGACCUGAAGCACAAUCGACUGGACGUUCUGCCUGAACACGCUCUGAGACACUUACCUGCCCUGACCUACUUGGAUUUAUCCUUCAAUCAGCUUACUGUCAUAUCAAAGGAUGUCUUCAUCAAUUGGCCUCUUUACCAAACAACAGAGAAAGCGUGGGGGAAAGAAGGGGUGGUCUCCAAUGUGGUUCUGGCGCUGCAUGACAACCCCUGGUUGUGCGAUUGCCGCCUCAAAGGCUUUGUUGAAUUCACCCGGGCCGUCAGCCCUCCCAUCAUUCUCAUGAACUCUUAUUUGAAGUGCUCAGGACCUGCCUCCAAAGCUGACAAGUUUUUCCACGAGAUCCAGUUAAAAACAUGCAUGAAGCCGGUGGCCUCUGCCCCAGAGACUAACAUCACUUUACCUCUCGGAGCAAAUGCAACACUCACAUGCUUAGUAAAGGCCAGGCCAGGUCCCACCAUUCAGUGGAUGUACAGUCUGAAGAUUAUAAGAGGAUUUGCUGCUACAGAGACUCAUCUAGACGAGGAAAGCGUCACCUCCCAGUUGGUGAUCCCCUCUCUUCACCUUGCAGACCGAGGACUCUACACCUGCAUGGCCAACAACUUCAUUGGCAACUCCUCUGUCAGCAUCAGGGUUAACAUCAGCUCCUCCAAUUCUACUGCUUCCCUCCCUCCACCUUUUCCUAUGUUGUCUUCCGAUGAGAAUGCCUACAUUGACAUCCGCAUCGCCAAGCAGACGGUUUACGGUAUCACCUUGGAGUGGUACGCAACAACGGACAACCCAGCAGAAACCUGGUUCACCAUCCACUUUGGCAAAUACGAUUCACCCAAAAAAGACAUGAUAUACAUUGGCCCCGGCAUCAACAGCUACACCAUCAGCGAUCUACGUCCCGUCACCAAAUACGAGGUUUGCGUGACCCUGAGGAACCAUCCACCAAGGGAAGGCCAGUGCAUCGUGUUUGUGACUGGAAGUGACAUCAGUGAGUUGGAGCAAAGGGAGAGGCUGAUCCACAUUAUCGUCAUUGUGUGCGCAAUGGUGCUGGCGGUGCCGGCCGGCAUGUACGCGUGCACCACGGAGGCCCGGUUCAGCUGCGUGGACCGCUGCGUGAGUCUGUGGAAGAAGCGCAGGCUGCACAGAGAGGACCAGCAGGGGACGGAGAGGCAGGGCACCUUCGACAGUCUGCAGGCAGCCAGUGAUGAAGGCCUGUGCAGGGACUCUGAGGAAAAGCCUAAAAAGAGGCGGAUAUCUGAGGACAGGUGCAAAGGAGGAAGUGCAGCUCAUCUGUACUAGCACCAAAGUCAAGAAAUGUACAUAUAUGUGUAAAUAAUGUGUGGAGC
Centropristis striata (black sea bass) is the source of this 1738-nucleotide messenger RNA. Its product is annotated as leucine-rich repeat, immunoglobulin-like domain and transmembrane domain-containing protein 2. The transcript has 3 exons. Gene Ontology annotation, molecular function: protein binding. The record is from RefSeq and is a predicted model, not a curated record. Lineage: Eukaryota; Metazoa; Chordata; Actinopteri; Perciformes; Serranidae. Bases 12 to 1691 code for a protein of 559 amino acids.